AUGUCAAAGGCUCUGUUCGAGUUUUCUCCUAAUGCCAAUGUUGUUAAAGGCCCUCAUACCCAUGAUUCUCCCAUUGUCAUUCAAGCAAACAAUAGGACAUUCUAUGAUGUUAUCCCAAAAUAUUUUGUGAACUCAGGAAUUAAAGACUUUAUCAACUAUGUCAAAAGCUACUCUCUUCGAUAUGUCUUCUACGAUUUCCCACACAUAUUCUACCCAAAUAAAGUAUGUGAGUUCUAUUAUUCAUGUUCUUUUGAUUCUCGUGCUCAAACCAUUACUGGAACCAUUGGAGAUGAAGAAAAAUGGAAAUCCAUUCAUGAAACAUUAGGGUAUAACUUUGCUCUUCAGGGCAACUCUUGUGAUCCAUCCAAGUAUACUCUUCGUCGGUGUUCUGGUGUAGGGUGGAAGUACCUAUCAGGGUUGAUUGAUUGUAUCACAAGAAACAAGAAUCCAACAUAUGUUCCUUAUCCCUGCUGGCUUGGAUUGACUUUGGCUCGUGAUAAAGAAGGUUAUAAUGUUAAUCAUGGAGACAUUAUUCCAAUCCCAACCCUCUCCUCAAAGAUCAUCAGCGCUGCUCUUUCUGAUGGUGAUAUGCAUAUUACCCAGAGAAUGGAAAACUGGAUUGAAAAUCCCUACACUGUUGAAUCCUAUGACUCUGAAGAAGAGGAUGAUGAUGAAGAUAAUGAAGAAGGAGAUUAUGAUGAAGAAGAAGUUGAUGAUGAAGAAGAUGUUGAAGAUGAACUUGACACUGAUAAGGGAGAAGCCUAUGUUCAUGGAAUGAAUUCUCCACAAAAAUUUAACAAGCACAUUCGAUUCUCAUCUACUUAUUCAUCCACUCCCUCUGCAUAUGAUAUUGUAUAG
This is a messenger RNA of Lactuca saligna, 858 nucleotides long. Lineage: Eukaryota; Viridiplantae; Streptophyta; Magnoliopsida; Asterales; Asteraceae. The record is from the annotation of a GenBank genome assembly.